This is a messenger RNA of Hippocampus comes (tiger tail seahorse), 1349 nucleotides long. Its product is annotated as dual adapter for phosphotyrosine and 3-phosphotyrosine and 3-phosphoinositide-like. The record is from RefSeq and is a predicted model, not a curated record. Bases 210 to 803 code for a protein of 197 amino acids. The transcript has 5 exons. Lineage: Eukaryota; Metazoa; Chordata; Actinopteri; Syngnathiformes; Syngnathidae.
UUUGCAAAAUGCUCACAAAUAUCGUCCACUGGUGUAAACAUUAGUGCAUGAAUAUUCAAUAACCUUUCCUGUGGUUUUGGGCACAAAAUACAUUUCUCAUUACUAAUAUUCACACUACUAAAGGAAUUGCUAGUUGUUGUAAGUUCAUAUUGCUCAUCACAAUUUGAACUGCAUCGAGACAGUUGAAUCAAUCAUUCUUUUUGACAUGGAUGCUGUUCUUUCUCAUUAUCUCCCCCCGUGUCUUAGGAACUCUCAUUGUACUGAAGUAUCCGUACCCUUGGAGAGUGGAGGAGCCAUCCAUCUAUGAAUCUGUGCGGGUUCACACAGCUCUGCAGACUGGGCGCACAGAAAAUGAUCUUGUGCCAAACGCUCCCUCACUCGGUACAAAGGAAGGCUAUCUACUGAAACAAGGAGCAGUUGUGAAGAGCUGGAAGCAAAGAUGGUUCACACUAAGAAGAAAUGAACUGAAGUACUUUAAAGACCAAAUGUAUGAGGAGCCCAUUCGAACCCUGGACCUGAAGGCAUGCUCUGCAGUACAGUUUGACUACUCUCAAGAAAGAAUCAACUGUUUCUGUCUUGUGUUUCCCGAGAGAACAUUUUAUCUCUGUGCAAAGACUGGUGUGGAGGCAGAUGAGUGGAUCAAGAUUCUCAGAUGGAAAUUGGUGAGCUUUUCUAUGCUUCGUUUUGCACACCGUGCUGUGAGAAACUACUUGAAGACCUCUCUUGUAUUGGUGCAGUUCUCAGACCAAUACAUGCAGUCCAAAAAAUACCACAGCACUUCCGGAGCCUCAAUUGAGUAUUAGGGGAAGUUGUACCAAAGUUCAUGAAUACGUUUAAGGAAGUUCUAGUGUCUAAUAGAGCAUUUGCACUACCAUCAGCACAAAACAUUUGAAAAGUCAUGUCUUGCAAAUGUCCCUUGCGCAAAGUUUAACCAACAUCUUUUUUUUUUCAACAUGUUGCUUGAUUCAACACUAUCCCUCAAAAGGGAUUUCACCUUUUUUUUCCUAGUCCCAGGCACAUCAAUGAGAGUGACCAGAUUGGAACAUCACUGCAGAACACUCCAAAGUGAAGUGGGUACACUCUUCCUUGAUUAGACUGACUGUGAGGCCAUGAUAUCAUAUUUUGUGACAACAUCUUAUUAAAAUUACCCUCAUAAUAUUCUUUGAUUUUGCUUAAAGAUGAUACGUCUAAAUCGGAUAUGUCCAGCUCUGGGCCUCAUGGGCUGCUGUCACGCCUGUUUUCAUUCGCUUCCUGCUGCAACAAACCUGAUUCAAAGGAUCAGCUCAACAGCAAGCUCUGAGGAAGCAUGAGACCGCGAUCCUCAUCAGCUAUGUUGCAGCAGGGACAGA